AUGUUGCUAUGUUGUUAGUGUGUUCGUUAACGCCAUGAAGAGUAAUCUCUCAAGAGACAUGCAGGACUCACAAUUAAGAAUCGAUUUUGCUCGGAAGGCCAUCGAAUUGAAUCCAGAAAGUGUCUGUUGGCAUCAGACCCUCUACUCGGCUUUGUGCAGUCUUCGUCGUUCCGUGGAUUUCCGUCAGCAUCCUUCGCAAGAGGAAAUUGACUGUUGCGAAAAAGCUUUCGAGCUAUGGUCGAAUCAGCACGGACCAGAUAUUUCAAUCGGAAUUGCAGUAACGAUGGCCCGACUCUACAGUGAGUUAUUGUUCACGUUCACAGGCAAUCGGCAACAUCCAGAAAUAUCUGCAAAGGCUGUAAAAUUUGCACGUGAUGCUGUGCGACUGAGGCCUAAAUCAUUUACCUUGAAAAUCAGACUAGUUUCAUUAUUGACUUCUUAUCAUAUCUGCGGGAGCAGAGGAUAUUCAAAUGAAGACCGGGCUGAAGUCCAGAAACUUGUCAAAGAAUGUGAAGCUAAUGUUGGUCAGUGUACUUCGGAGAUUUGUCAUAAAAUCGGGAAAUAUUACAACUCUAUGCGAAAUGUCGACUUUAAUAGUGCCAAGGCAUUAGAAUGGUUUGAAAUAAGCCUAGACGUUCACAAGACCAAUUUUCCAUGUUUUGCUGACAUGCUAAGAAAUGAGGAAUUUCGACGAAAAUCGAGUGCCGCAAUCAUCGAUAAGAUUGACACUAUUUUAGACGCUCAUCCCAAGCAAUGUUUCCAAUGUCAACUCAUGUUUAUCAAAGGAUUUUUUCUGUGGACAGUUGAUAAAGAAGCAGCACUUCAUUUGUGGUUGAAUGCAGUGGAAGAAGCCACAGACUUGAAAGUUAAUUUCGUUUCGUUAGGUUUGCACAAUAUGUGUUACCUGAAAAACAGAAGUCGCGUUGAAGCCCUGCAAAUGAUGCGAAAUGUGGAAUUUUUUAUGAGCCGGAAUGAGCUCGCGAAUUCAGAUGAUCGAAGUUUUAUGGUGUUGAAGAAUAUUUUCAACUCUGUAAUCGAAGGCCUGAAGCCCCGUUGGAACUGAAAAUUGUCAUUUUUUACUGAGUAAACGUUGCAUAGACUGUAACAUAAUUAAAGUUUGUAUUAACUUUAGCCAUAUCUAGUUUAACAAACCGAUUAUUUUUGUUAAACCAAUUGAAAUAAGUCAAGACAUUAAGUAUUCUCAUUACUGAGCUACAUAUGUACUAACAAUUGAGAUCAGAUUUUUUAUCCCUAAUCAAUUUGUUUAAUUAAUUUGAACUAAAAGAAACGAAAUUCGCCAAAAUUUGCAACAAAAAUAUUUCGAAAAAUUAUGUUUAAGAUUUCACCUUUACAUAAACUCUAAUCAGGAGUUCUGAAACAAAUAUGUGUAAACUUGACCAGCAUUACAAC
Molecule: messenger RNA, 1410 nt
Organism: Bradysia coprophila
Lineage: Eukaryota; Metazoa; Arthropoda; Insecta; Diptera; Sciaridae
Source: RefSeq, a predicted model, not a curated record